ACCUCUCAGAACAUGUCCAUCAGUGGAAACAGAGUCACGGGUGAGAUGAAGAAAACAGGAAAAAAAGGAUCGAAAGCUGAAGCUCGAGCAGAGGAAGCACCACCAUAUGACGCUUGUGUUCCUGAACCCACAACCCGAGAGGAACUGAUUAAACACUGGAUCCCUCUCUCUUUGGACGACAGAACAGCUCAGAAACUACUCUGGAUCUCAGAGGGUGGGGCUAAAGUGUCCAGGAUGUCCGAGCAGCCGUGUCCUGUACUGGACCGACCCGAAAGAUACGAGAAUGCUCCUCAGGUGCUGUGUAAGGAGGGUCUCCGCGGUCGCCGUGGUUACUGGGAGGUGGAGUAUGAGGGUUGGGUGGUGGUGGGAGUGGUGUACACCAGCAGCGGGAGGAAGGCUAAAGACGGCGAGUGCGGCCUGGGCGAGAACGACUCGUCGUGGGCCUUGGGCUGGGGCGGGUCUCAUUACCAAGCCUGGCACGAUGGAGAGAGUGUGGAGGUCUCCGGUAACCGUAGCAACACUAUCGGGAUCUACGUGGACCACCCAGCCGGCGUGGUCGCCUUCUACCUGGUGGACGGAGAGCCGAGAGAGGCCCGGCUUCUACACCGCUACAAAACCUGCUUCACAGACGAGCUCCUUCCCGGGUUCUGGGUGGGGCUGAAAUCCCAGUGUUGGAUUCUGAGGAAAGACUAGCGGCGGUCCAGGUCCUUCAGGCAACAGCGACCGAAACGCCACGGCAUGAAGGAACGGUUCCUCCUCACAUCCUCCUCCCGCAUGUAGAAACAUUUGUAUUAUAAACAAAAUAAAGUGAUGUUCCUACUAAAGCUCCGCCCCUUUCUGAUUUCUGCAAUUUGAUUGGUCCUGGAAGUGUCACCAAGUCCUCACACCAUCAGUUACAUUAAACAAUAUACCUCUGCGUUUCUAUAGCGACGGCUCGUUCAUGGAGGCCGCGAUACGGCGAACAUGAAUUAUAAAU
Molecule: messenger RNA, 976 nt
Organism: Silurus meridionalis
Lineage: Eukaryota; Metazoa; Chordata; Actinopteri; Siluriformes; Siluridae
Exons: 5
Coding region: 13-693 (226 amino acids)
Molecular function (GO): protein binding
Source: RefSeq, a predicted model, not a curated record